AUGUCUUCGCCUCAAAUGCCUUCCUCUUUAUAUAUAGCCCUGACGCAUAGAUGGACACCGGAAGGUAUUCUUCGAUUGACAAAGGCCAACAUUGGGGACUUGCUGCGACGAAUCCCGCUCGAAGACUUGUCUCCUACUUUUCAGCAUGCUGUUCAAUUUUGUCGCGGCCUGGGCAUUAGAUACUUGUGGAUUGACUCUCUCUGCAUCAUCCAAGACUCGAAAAGCGACUGGCGUAAGGAAUCUUCCAGCAUGGGCAAAGUAUACGAAUAUUCCUUCUGCAACAUUGCGGCCACCUUGGCUUCACAACGUCCAAUGGGUGGUUUGUACUGCGUCCGAGACCCUGAUUUGAUCACCCCAUAUACCGCAAACAUCAACUGGAGAGGACACAAGGCCCUGUACAUUUUCUUCGAGCAUGACCACUGGUUUAAAUCUCUCACCAGAUCGUCGCUAAACAGGAGAGGCUGGAUAUUCCAAGAGCGCCUGCUCAGCCCGCGCACCUUGCACUUCUCGUCACAGCUCUUCUGGGAAUGCCGCACGAUAAGGGCCUGUGAGACGUAUCCGUCAAGCUUACCGUCCGAACCCGUGUUUCUCGGCAACGAUAUUGAUCAGGAUUUCCCGACAAGCAUCAAGUCUUGGAGGUCAGAUUUGCAACAGGAUCACGUUGUCCAUUGGGACCUACUCGUCCAGAUGUUCUGUCCGUCUUGGACGUGGGCGUCUCUCGACUUUGAGGCGGCAAACAUCGAAACACCAGACCCAGGGGGCGUUGAACGUCUCCUAGCCGAGGUUGUUGACGCGGAAAUUGAAAGCGACACGGGACAGCUUUACAGCAACGUGACUGGGGGCUAUAUUAUCGUGCUUGGAAGGCUGGGCCAAGUCAAGCUCUCAGAUUUAGCUGACCCUGAAUGGAGGGGCGAUAGAGGCGGGCACUACACUUUUGAAUAUUCUCUCGAUGCCAAGGAUGAGCAGAGCCUUGCGAACGAGGAGCAAUAUUGUCUACCAAUCUUAACACAUGAUGGAGCCAACAGGAAUCCAUUUAGGAGCUUAGAGGUACAUUGCCUCUUAUUGGAACAGCUUGAGCCAGAUUCUAUCGCGUUUAGAAGGUUUGGCCGUCUGCAGGUUUUACUGGAUUGGGUGGGAGAAAUAGUCCAACCGUUGCGAUGGAUCACAGAUUUUGCUCGAGAGGAACCCCAAACUAGACAUAGAGAUUUACUGAUGAUCUACUAA
This is a messenger RNA of Clonostachys byssicola, 1224 nucleotides long. The record is from the annotation of a GenBank genome assembly. NCBI's taxonomy places the organism in Eukaryota, Fungi, Ascomycota, Sordariomycetes, Hypocreales, Bionectriaceae.